Molecule: messenger RNA, 1834 nt
Organism: Rhodofomes roseus
Lineage: Eukaryota; Fungi; Basidiomycota; Agaricomycetes; Polyporales; Fomitopsidaceae
Exons: 3
Coding region: 256-1731 (491 amino acids)
Source: RefSeq, a predicted model, not a curated record
GGAAGUUGCCGUAAGUAUACAGAUAGGAGCUGUCAUUGUGGUCGAAGUCUCCGCGCCCGUGAACAUGAUUUCAUCGCAUGCAUUCCUGUCCAUAGACCGGCAUGUAAAGCCCAUGUGCCCGAUGGCCCCAUGUCUAGCGACGACCUGCCAGCAGUGAGCGGGGUUGAAAACGAGUAUGUAAGUGCCAGUGAUGGGUAUGACACCUACCAUGAAGAAGUUUAGCUAUAUUUGACGUCGACUCAGAGCACUUAAAUCAUGCAUUCCAGGGACGCUGCGUAUCCCCCAGGAUCCAAGGUCGCCCCGCUCUCCUUUGCCCUAAGCAUGGAUUCAAGUAUCCUACCCCCGGAGCUCACCGACUACAUUAUCGACUUCGCAUGGGACGAUCCACCGACUCUACGGAGCUGCACGCUGACAUGCCGCGCAUGGCGACCCCGAAGUAAACUGCACCUCCGGGCUUUCGACAUGAUCAGCCUCAAGAGCGUCGCUGAUCUGGCUGUGUGGACGAAACGCGUUGCCCGCCCUGAAAGCAGACGGUUCCUCACCCAUAUUCACUCUAUGUUUGUCUGGGAGGAUCCAGAGAGGCCAUUCAUACACAUCAUACCUCUGUGCAUCUCCGGGAUGUUCGUCCCGAGGCUUCAAACCAUCACGUUCACGAACCUGGGGCGGCUGGAAUCAGCGAUCACGAUGAAUUGGCACCACAGCUUCUUCAGCCUCCUCGCGUCAUACAAGGCGGUGACAGAAUUGACUAUCUACGGUGGCCGCCUUCAUGAGAUGGAGGACUUGCGCCGGAUUGUGGAGGUCCUUCCUUCCUUGAAGGUUGUCAGCAUUUCGGCGUUAAACUUUGUAAGACCGCCUCGCGGCGCAGGCCUGGUACAAGAACAGGAACACUGUCGCUCCUGGAAGCGACACUCGCUGGAUCACCUCAAAUUCUUGGGCUCGGUGACCGACGGGCACCUGGAGCUGCUGCGAUGUCUGCAAUUCUUCUCCGAAGCACGCCGGAUUACGACCGAAGCAGAAAGCGCGAUGGCAACGUUUCCGGCAGGAAAUAUGACCGCAGCUCGAUUUCCUGUUUCCCGACUCUUGCUGCGGGCCUUCGUUGGGUGGUAUGUUCCGGUGUUCUUGGUGCAGUGUGAUUGGGGUCGGGCGACCUCCGGCGUGCAAGGAGGCCGGGACAAUCGUUAUGAGAACACCCCGGACGCGCUGCGUCGUCUGCAGAUCACAGCAGAUGACACAAGUCUCAUCCACAACAUACAUGUGGAGAAGAUUGAGUACAAUAUCACCAUUUGGGAAGACUGUCUCGAUUUUCGAGCCACGAAACAAGCGAUCAUAACCAUGCUUUCUCAAGGCGUUGGGGAGAAGGUUACCGAGAUAUGCCUGUGCCUCACCUUCUUGUGCCGCAAUCUCGAGGACUUUGUGUCAUAUGCCACAGCCAACGAGGGCCGCGCUGCAUGUCUACCGUCCCUCGACGAUGCUGCUAUACAGUUUGGACUGCAAAAUGUCACCGCAGUCCAGCUUGUCAUCCGAGGUGCGACAACGACAUCUACGCCUGUGGCCGAGGCAGCGAUGAGGAUCAUCCCUGUGCUGUUCGCGCAUUGGGGUGGCCGUGGGAUGCUCUCGGUCAGCGGUCCCCGCUGGAAAUUCGAGUUCCCGCCACCAGCCUCAGCUCCCGGCGCGGACGUGACUGUUCCCGAACAGGCAGGUGCCGCGCCAUGUAUGGACAGUGACGCCUGACGUCAUGGCGCGCGAAGAGGUCUGACGGGAGCGAGUGCGUCACGCGCGUUCCCUGCUCCUCUGCUCCUCCUUGCCCCAAUAUUCGCCGCGCUCAAUCUUCUUA